Messenger RNA from Pseudopipra pipra, 3736 nucleotides. RefSeq names its product prolyl endopeptidase (gene PREP). Bases 22 to 2349 code for a protein of 775 amino acids. Gene Ontology annotation, biological process: proteolysis. NCBI's taxonomy places the organism in Eukaryota, Metazoa, Chordata, Aves, Passeriformes, Pipridae. Gene Ontology annotation, cellular component: cytosol. The record is from RefSeq and is a predicted model, not a curated record. Gene Ontology annotation, molecular function: oligopeptidase activity; serine-type endopeptidase activity. The transcript has 15 exons.
GCCCGGCAGGGGGCGCCACGUAUGGCGGCGGCGCUCCGCCUGUGCCGCGCUGCGUGCCUGCUGCCGGCUGCUGCCGCCACGGCCCGAGCCACAGCCACGGCCCCGCCGCCGCCGCCGCGCCUCUCCGCCUCCUCCUCCACCUCAGCCUCCUGCUCAUCCUCCUUCUCUUCCUCCUCCUCCUCCUCUUCUUCUCGCCGCUCUCCGCCGCCGCCCGCCAUGCAGGCCUUCCAGUACCCCGAGGUGUACCGCGACGAGACCGCCGUGCAGGAUUACCAUGGAUGUAAAAUAAGCGACCCAUACUGCUGGCUUGAAGAUCCUGAUAGCGAACAGACAAAGGCAUUUGUGGAUGCUCAGAACAAGCUUACAGUACCCUUUCUCGAAAAGUGUCCUGUCAGAGGACUGUUCAAAGAACGAAUGACUGAACUUUACGAUUAUCCUAAGUACGGUUGCCACUUCAAGAGAGGAAAAAGGUAUUUUCACUUUUACAAUACAGGACUGCAGAACCAGCGAGUUUUAUAUGUACAGGACUCCUUGGAUGCUGAUGCCAAAGUUUUUCUUGAUCCAAAUAAACUUUCUGAUGAUGGCACUGUGGCUUUACGAGGUUAUGCAUUCAGUGAAGACGGUGAAUACUUCGCAUAUGGCCUGAGUUCUAGUGGCUCUGAUUGGGUUACUAUCAAGUUUAUGAAAGUAGAAGGUCCUGAGGAUCUUCCAGAUACACUGGAGAGAGUUAAAUUCAGUUGCAUGGUAUGGACCCAUGAUGGAAGAGGCAUAUUCUACAACUGCUAUCCAAAACAAGAUGGGAAAAGUGAUGGCACUGAGACCUCUACUAAUUUGCACCAAAAGUUGUAUUAUCACGUAUUAGGAACUAACCAGUCAGAAGAUAUCCUAUGUGCUGAAUUUCCUGAUGAACCAAAAUGGAUGGGUGGAGCUGAGGUGUCGGAUGAUGGUCGAUAUGUCUUGCUGUCUAUUAGAGAAGGCUGUGAUCCAGUGAACAGACUGUGGUACUGUGAUCUACAAAGAGAAUCUCAGGGUAUAUCUGGAAUUCUUCACUGGGUGAAACUGAUAGAUAACUUUGAGGCUGAGUAUGAGUAUGUCACCAAUGAAGGAACAGUGUUCACUUUCAAGACAAACCGCCAUUCUCCAAAUUACCAGUUAAUCAACAUUGACUUCAGUGAUCCAGAGGAAUCCAAAUGGAAAGUUCUCGUCCCUGAACAUGAAAAAGAUGUUCUAGAAUGGGUUGAUUGUGUGAGAUCAAAUUUCCUAGUUUUGUGCUAUCUGCACGACGUGAAGAAUAUCCUGCAACUUCAUGACCUCGCCACUGGUGCACAUCUCAAGACUUUCCCCCUAGAGGUUGGCAGUAUUGUGGGAUAUAGUGGCCGAAAGAAGGACACUGAAAUAUUCUAUCAGUUUACUUCCUUUUUGUCUCCAGGUAUUAUAUAUCACUGUGAUCUGACCAAAGAGGAACUGGAGCCAAGAGUUUUCCGAGAGGUGACAGUGAAAGGAUUUGAUCCUUCGGUUUAUCAGACAGUUCAGGUUUUCUACCCUAGCAAAGAUGGUACUAAGAUCCCUAUGUUUAUUAUUCACAAGAAAGGAAUUAAAUUAGAUGGUUCUCAUCCUGCCUUUUUGUAUGGAUAUGGAGGCUUCAACAUAUCAAUUACACCAAGCUACAGUGUGUCCAGACUUAUAUUUGUGCGACACCUAGGAGGUGUUCUAGCAGUGGCAAACAUUAGGGGAGGUGGUGAAUAUGGAGAGACCUGGCACAAAGGUGGUAUCUUGGCCAACAAACAAAAUUGCUUUGAUGACUUUCAGUGUGCUGCCAAAUACCUCAUCAAGGAAGGCUACACAUCCCCAAAGAAAUUGACUAUUAACGGAGGCUCAAAUGGGGGCCUCUUAGUUGCUGCCUGUGCCAAUCAGCGCCCUGACCUAUUUGGUUGUGUUAUUGCCCAAGUGGGAGUGAUGGACAUGCUCAAGUUCCACAAGUACACCAUUGGCCAUGCUUGGACCAGUGACUACGGUUGCUCCGACUGUAAAGAGCAGUUUGAAUGGCUGUACAAGUACUCUCCACUCCACAAUGUCAAGCUACCAGAAGAAGAUGGCAUCCAGUACCCCUCUAUGCUGCUGCUCACAGCGGAUCAUGAUGAUCGUGUGGUCCCUCUGCAUUCACUGAAGUUUAUCGCUACUCUGCAAUAUGUUGUGGGCCGAAGCCGUAAACAAACCAAUCCACUUCUCAUCCAUGUUGACACCAAGGCUGGGCAUGGAGCAGGAAAGCCAACUGCUAAAGUUAUAGAAGAAGUGUCAGAUAUGUUUGCUUUUAUAGCACGAUGUCUAAAUCUUGAUUGGAUUGAAUAGGCAAAAUGCAUAUUACUGUCUCCUUUAGAAAACAAGGGCUUUAACACCAUUUAAAAACAGCCACACUACUACUUGGUGUAGUACUUACAUUUAAGAAGUGCAGUUUAAUAUUUUAUUGAUCUGACCUGCUAUGGAGUUAUGAUCUUCUGUGCUUCCCUUUUUUUGGCAUUUCUUUGAAUUUCUUUUUUACUGCAUUCCAAAAUACAUUUUGAAAAGCAUGUUCAAAUAAAUUACUGAGCUAAUCUUGGUACUGUUGUGAAAAUUAGAUUCCAAAGUUAGUGCUAGUUGAGCUUAUUUUCUGUAAACAAUUUUAAUGUAUUUCACACCUAUCAACAUAUCCAGAUCAUUUGUAAUUAAAUGUAAGUACUGUCCACAUACAAGAACUGUGAGCAUACUUUAUUUACACAGUAAUUUAUUUUAGAAUGUAAAUUGAAGAUGUUCAGUGAUAACCGUGAAGUACUGAAGAGACAGUAAUCUGGUUAAGUAAAAUAUUAUUAAAAACCUUCUGUUACAUGCUGUUCAUAGACAUGUUACAAUCUAUAAUAACGAUGUUGCUAAAUUGUUCUUUGUUUCCAAAGAGACAUCAAAAUGUCACCAGUUUUCUCUUCUGUGUGGGAAUAAAUGGCAGAAGAGGCCAUUAUAGAGGCUGGAAAACUUGAAGGAUUCUUAGAUUCUCAUUGUGAUCUCAGUCAAGCUAUAUAGAUCCUCUUCAACAAACCAUCAAAAGUUAUCUCUUUAAUUGUUUCUGAAGAGUAGACCAAACACUGAUUUAAACAAAUAAACAAAAACAAACACAAAACAUAACCAAAAAAAAUCACCUCAAACCCACAACUUUGUCUGGAUUUUUCAAGUUCACUUUUUCCCGAUGCCUUUGUCAGAAGGUUCUCUAACACGCCAAAAUCUGAACAUACAUAUAUAGCCAAGUUUUGCCUGCAAAACGAGAAGAGCUUGUAGUCAGACUCCCUAAUGAUUUGACACAGAUACAGUAUUUGAACUGCCAUUAUUCCCAUCCAGGCUGUAGAGCUGUAAAGUAGAUGUGAGUAUUUGCCUACUAACUGUCUAAACUCUGAUGCACUGCAGCAAUUAGAGUUUGAUGUUGCAGAGAAAAAAGUAUUCUACCGAUUAUUAUUAUUAUUAUUGUUGCCCUUCCAGAAGACAUCACUGCUUCUCAGUUUUGGAUGAACUGAUAUAUUCUUCCAGAAUCAUGAUUGUCGUCGUAUUCACACUUAGGGUCUAAGGCCUGUAUUUUAACUCCAGGCUCAUCUCUCAGGAGUUUCAUCUCUAAGCAAACAGUGUCUCAGUGCAAAAGGAGGAGGGAGUGGUAUUUAAAAGAGGAGGAGGUGCUCUAAACAUCAUCAAAACUAAAAAUAAAUUUAUAUCAGAUUCA